AUGGGAGAGGUUGACCAGGUGAAACUACACCAGAUACUGAAAGAGCACUACAUAAAUGCCGUCGGUUACCUCAAACGAUAUUUGUCAGGGAACCUGGAAACCUCGAAGUCCCUCGAUGCCGUGAACAUCCAAAUCCAGGAAGCUAUCAUAGCUAAACUCUCCUGGGAACCCAAAAUGGCCGAAAAAUUCCAAGUUCCCUACACCAAAUUGAGCGAAAUCAUCAAUCCACUAGUUGUUCAGCCCCUUCAAAAUGACGGUUCAGAAAGAACCGCUGAAGUGUUUGCAAAGAAGCUGGGAGAAAGUAAAAUAAACCUUUACCACUUCUGUGUCCAUAACAAUAUUCAACUGGAAUGGCUAGACGGUCUACUUGAAGAGGAUGUACCAGAGAUCGUUUGUCCCCCGAAAAUAUAUAAUGAGGAUAAUACAGAUAUAAGAAGUUAUUGGCCCUAUAACUAUUUGGCUACAGGACAGUUCGAUGUAUUAUAUGAGAAAAAGAAACGGGCCUACAAGGGCGACGCAAGUUCAUUCGCUGUACAGGUUCGAGACCCUGAUUCAGGAAAAUUUCGAGUCGAGAUGAGGGCUACUAUAGGAAAUAACAACCUCGAGAGAUGGAGGAGGUUGCCAAACACCUACAAAUUCUAUGCAGGAGACCGAGAUUACAAGAAAUCAGUACUAGGCGAGAUUGUGUACGUCUAUUUCUACACAAUGGUACAGCCAAAGACAGGCAGCCCCGAAUCAAAGGCCUCUGCUAAUACCGACAUCUGUGUAAAAUUCGAGAACUCUAUUAUGCCCUUAGCAGUAACCAGGUCCAAAGCUAGCAGCUAUCUUCCAGAAGGAGAGUCUAUCGAUGACAUCAUCGAGAAGUUGUCCUCUAGAGAUGACAUAUUAGUACCACGCAAACUUCGUGCCAAAUCAGUGAAAUUUAGCCUUAGCCAAGAAAGAAGAACGAUUCCCACUACAACACUCGCUGAGGAGUUAUUUAGGCGAAAUGAAGCCCAAAGUUCUUUGAGAAAUGUUUCAGCCUACUCAAGAGCUUCAGUACCUCCAGAGAGCCCGAAGCAAGCCACAAGCUUCUACUCGCCUUUCUCAUCUCGGCGUACGCCGCUCUCUCAGAGCUCGAUGGCAACGACAGCUACACUAGCUGAUACGCGUGAAAUAGAAGAUAUAUAUAAGCAAAUUGACGCCCUCAGCAAAAGGUUAGACGAAGUGGAGGAAAAUGUUGUGACUAAAGAGUAUUUAGAUGGCAGUAUGGCUAAAAUAAUAGCUCAAAUGACGAACUUGUUGGGACUGGAGAAGCGGUCCUAG
Messenger RNA from Aspergillus alliaceus, 1305 nucleotides. RefSeq lists its product as uncharacterized. The transcript has a single exon. NCBI's taxonomy places the organism in Eukaryota, Fungi, Ascomycota, Eurotiomycetes, Eurotiales, Aspergillaceae. The record is from RefSeq and is a predicted model, not a curated record. Bases 1 to 1305 code for a protein of 434 amino acids.